AUGAACAGCCUGCUUAUUGCCCUUUUCGUCUGCGGCUUUGCUGGAACCUGCACUGCUGGCCUUGUCGGAUACGGCGGCGGAUACGGCGGUGGCUUUGGGGGAUACGGGGGCGGCCUUGGAUAUGGAGGAGGCCUUGGACACGGCCUGGGCCUUGUAAAGACUGUUCCUGGACCUUCUUUCUUAGUCAAGACCGUGCAUAACGUGAACCGCGUGAGUCACGGUUCCACCCUGUACGGUCGCUACGGGCACGGCGGUGGCUACGGCGGCGGCUACGGCGGCUAUGGUGGUGUCGGCGGCGGCUACGGCGGUUCUUUUGGCGGCUACAGCGGUGGCUACGGAGGAGGUUACGGUGGUGGCUAUGCCAAGGUGGCCGUCAAGGGCUAG
Molecule: messenger RNA, 384 nt
Organism: Rhipicephalus sanguineus (brown dog tick)
Lineage: Eukaryota; Metazoa; Arthropoda; Arachnida; Ixodida; Ixodidae
Product: ctenidin-3-like
Exons: 2
Coding region: 1-384 (127 amino acids)
Source: RefSeq, a predicted model, not a curated record